Molecule: messenger RNA, 1548 nt
Organism: Aphidius gifuensis
Lineage: Eukaryota; Metazoa; Arthropoda; Insecta; Hymenoptera; Braconidae
Product: putative carbonic anhydrase 3
Exons: 6
Coding region: 156-1052 (298 amino acids)
Cellular component (GO): cytoplasm
Molecular function (GO): carbonate dehydratase activity; zinc ion binding
Source: RefSeq, a predicted model, not a curated record
UCAGUCGUCGGAUUACCGUCAAACUGCUCGGACGUUAUCAAAAUCCACCUGAUUUGUUUUUUUUUUUUUCAUUUUUUUUUUUUCUUCAAUCAGUAUUUCAUUAAAUAUUCGAAAAAAAAAAAAAAAAUUAUUUUAAUUACAAAUAAUACCUCAAAAUGCAGUGGCUAAUUACUUUGGUAUUUUUAAUCCUAGGUAUUCAUGUUACAUUGCAAAGUCCAGAUGGAUGGGGAUACACAGAUAAACAUGGACCAAAAACGUGGGAAGGUAUUUGUCAACUUGGUACUCGUCAAUCACCUAUUGACAUUGUUGAUGAUGACACCCUUGAAGCUGAUUUAGGACCACUUGAAUUUAUAAAAUACGAUCAUCUGUAUAAUGCAACAGUCACAAAUAAUGGACAUACUAUUCAAGUUGCGUUGAAAGGACAGCCUUUGUUAUCUGGUGGUGGAUUAGAGACAAAUUAUCAACUGGAUCAAAUGCAUUUUCAUUGGGAAGCUGAACAUACAAUUAAUGGUUAUCGUGAUCCAUUGGAGCUACAUCUUGUUCAUUAUAAUAAAAAAUAUAACAAUUUUACAACUGCUUUAAAACAUGAAAAUAGUAUCAGUGUUGUUGCUGUUCUUUUUGAGAAAAGUGAGGUAGAUAAUAAACACUUACAGCCAAUAAUUGAUGCUGCAAAACAAGUAUCAAAUUGGGAAUUAAAAAGUAAAAUAGAUAUAGAUGUACAAGGUACAGUACUUCCAACAUUAUUUAUACCUGCUGAUAGAACAAUGUAUUAUCGUUAUGAUGGAUCAUUAACAACACCAACUUGUCAAGAAAUUGUAACAUGGUUUAUUAUGACUGAAAAAUUACCUGUAUCUGUGUCUCAGCUUCAUGUAUUGAGAAAUAUUAAAAACAAUGAGGGUCCAGUAACAAGUAAUUUUAGACCAACACAAAAUCGUUAUCAUCGUAAAGUUUAUCAUCAUCUGCAAGGUUAUAUCUCAAGUCAACAAAAAAUUUUAUCAAAUUCAGUUUACAUAAUUUUAAUUGUAUUUUCAAAUAUUCUAGUCUUUUUAUAAAAUUAAAUUAUAAAAAAUUAUCAUUAGGAUGAUUUUAUUUGACAUUUGUCUAGUCUUUAAAAUCGCCAAAUAUUUUAGCUGUUUUUUCUUAAAAAUAAGCUGAUAUUUAUGACAAAUUAAAAAAAAAAUCAAAAUAUUAUUUUGUUAAUACAUGCACAUCAAACAAAAUCAUUAUUAAUUUUCUUAAUUCUAGCUUUUCUUCUUUUACAUUUGAACGUUUCAAUUUCAUUUUGAUUAUUAUUAUUUUGACGUUGUUGACAAUUUUUAGUUAUAAAUUCAAUUUCCAAUGUACGAUAAUGAGGCCAAUUUUUAGAUUUUAUUUGUUGUAUAUCAUUAGCAAUACUUUGAACAUUAACAACAUAUGUACAAUUUUUUCUCAGGCCUUUGAUAUUAUAAUGUGUUUUCUGUUAAGAAAAAAAGAGAAAUAAUAAUGUUUUUAUAAUAAUUAUAAAUAAAUAUAUUAAAAUAAUAAAGUAAUACUAACUUGAGUGAUAUA